GACUCAAUGGCCUCCUUCUCUAGCCGCAGCGGUUACUCUUCUGGCUCAGCCAUCAGGAGCUCCAGGAUGAUGUCCUCCUCGUCUGACAUGUCUGGUGCCCAGGCCUCCGGGGCCGGUGGCGGCAGUGUGUAUGGCGGCGCAGGGGGCUUCGGUGUCCGCAUCAGUCAGGGCUCAGGGUUCAACCAGGCCGUCUCCAUGAACCAGUCCAUCAGCGAGAAGGCCACCAUGCAGAACCUGAACAACCGUCUGGCCAGCUACCUGGAGAAGGUGAGCAUCCUCGAGAAGGCCAACCGCGAGCUGGAGCUGAACAUCAUGAGGUUCAUGGAGACCAAGAUGUUGCCAGAGGCCCACGACUUGGUUGGCUUCCAGGCAACAAUCAAAGACAUUCAGUACCAGAUUAACUUGGCCGCCCGUGGAAACUCUAGUAUCUUCCUAUCUAUUGACAAUGCCAAACUUGCAGCAGAUGACUUCAAAAUGAAGUAUGAGAAUGAGCUGGCUAUGCAUCAGAUGGUGGAGGCAGACAUUACUAAUCUCAAAGGGGUUAUGGUUGAGCUGACCAGAGACAGGAGCAGCCUGCAGGAGGACAUUGAGGGGCUUACACUUGAGCUCUUCAAGAUGAAGCAGACACACGAGGAGGAGCUACUGGUUAUUCGAUCCCAGUUGGGAGGUCAGGUGAACGUGGAGGUGGAUGCUGCACCACAGGCGGACCUGUCCGUCGCCAUGGCCGAGAUUAGGAGUCACUACGAGGGAGUGACAGAGAAGAACCACAAGGCGCUGGAGGCCUGGUUCUUCACCAAGACCAACGAACUCAACAGCCAAGUUUCUGCCAGCACCUUGACGGUCGAGUCUUCCAAGAGCGAGCUCACCGAGAUCCGACGCUCCAUGCAGAGUCUGGAGAUUGAGCUCCAAUCCCAAAGCAGCAUGAUUGCGUCCCUGCGAAGCAACCUGGGAGAUACACAGGGCAGGUAUGGCAACAUGCUAGCAGGCUAUCAGAGACAGGUGACGGCUCUGGAGGAACAGCUGGGUGACCUGAGGGCCGGCCUGGCUAACCAGAGAGAACAGUACCAGAUGCUGCUGGACAUCAAGACCAGGCUGGAGCUGGAGAUCGCUGAGUACAGGAGGCUGAUGGACGGAGAGCUGUCUGAAUCUACUUCUACUACUACAACUAAAACUUACACUACUACUGUUGUCGUAAAAUAAAUCGUACACUUACUU
Molecule: messenger RNA, 1215 nt
Organism: Gadus chalcogrammus (walleye pollock)
Lineage: Eukaryota; Metazoa; Chordata; Actinopteri; Gadiformes; Gadidae
Product: keratin, type I cytoskeletal 13-like
Exons: 6
Coding region: 7-1200 (397 amino acids)
Molecular function (GO): structural molecule activity
Source: RefSeq, a predicted model, not a curated record